This is a messenger RNA of Papaver somniferum (opium poppy), 576 nucleotides long. RefSeq lists its product as uncharacterized. Lineage: Eukaryota; Viridiplantae; Streptophyta; Magnoliopsida; Ranunculales; Papaveraceae. The transcript has a single exon. The record is from RefSeq and is a predicted model, not a curated record. The coding region runs from base 1 to 576 and encodes 191 amino acids. Gene Ontology annotation, molecular function: nucleic acid binding; RNA-DNA hybrid ribonuclease activity.
AUGUGGGGCUCUGAUAUUGAAGAUCAAAUACUGAAAUUCUUUCAGCUACACUACAGUAAAAUGAAGAAAGUCAGAAUUAUUAAAAUCUAUUUUUAUCUUCCUAAUGUGGAUGAAACUAUUUUAUGCUGUGAUGGUGCCUCAAGGGGAAAUCCAGGGCAGGCUGGAUAUGGUUUUAUUGUUAGAUUCCACACAGGUGAAUUUGUGUAUGCUGAGUCAGGUGGAUUGGGGAUUCUCUCAAAUUAUAUAGUUGAGUUUAUUGCAAGCAUUAGUGCUUUGGAAUGGGCUCUGAAUAAUCACAAAUUCAAGGUAAUUUUGCAGACAGAUUCUAAAGCUUGUGUUGUUGCUUUGAAGAACAAUAAGAUACCUUUGUUUCUGGUAGCUAGAUGGCAGAGAGUAGUUUCUGGGCUACAAUCUAUUAUCUACAGACAUGUAUAUAGAGAGGUGAAUUUUUCUGUAGAUCACUUUGCUAAGAAGGGAGUUUAUCUACCUAAGGGCCAAAUUCAGACAUACAAUGUUAGACCUACUUCUCUUACUCAUAUGGAAUUCCCUGACCAACCUUAUUGUAGGUUUGAAUAA